UCCCGUUGAAUGGAAAGUUAGACAUGUCAGUUUUUUAAUAAGCUGAUAAAGUAGUGUACAAACAGACUAUUUUAUCUGGCGAUUCUAAUACAUAGUUAUAUUGGUGUUUCUAAGAUAUUUAUAGUCAACUUCUAUAAUGUCUGAAGAAUUUAAUGCAAUAAUUAGAAAAGCAGAAAAAGAUGACAUGGUACAUGUUUUUGAAAUGAUUAAGGAAUUGGCAGCAUUUGAGAAAUUAGAAGAUCAAGUUAAAAUCGACUAUUCUGUGUUGGAGCAAGAUGGAUUUAAUGGAAAUCGACCAUUCUUUGGUUGCAUUGUUGCAGAAUUGCCAGAUCAUUCGCUAAUAGGAUACGCGUUAUAUUAUUAUUGUUAUUCUACAUGGGAAGGAAAAGCUAUAUUUCUAGAAGAUUUAUACGUAAAGCCAAAUUACAGACGUCACGGAAUUGGAGCUAAGAUGUUUUUGGCCGUUAUGAAAACGGCACAUGAUGCUGAAAUUAAACGAGUGGAUUUCCAUGUCUUGUCUUGGAAUCCUGCAAUAGCUUUUUAUAAGAAAAUGGGCGCCAUUAAUUUAUCUGAAACCGAAGAUUGGACUUUAUUCCGAAUGAACCAUGGCAGUUUACAAAAAUUGUUUUCAUAAUAUAUAGUACUUAGUAAAAUAUGUUUUGAAUGUU
Molecule: messenger RNA, 668 nt
Organism: Psylliodes chrysocephalus
Lineage: Eukaryota; Metazoa; Arthropoda; Insecta; Coleoptera; Chrysomelidae
Source: the annotation of a GenBank genome assembly